This is a messenger RNA of Dunckerocampus dactyliophorus (ringed pipefish), 1858 nucleotides long. RefSeq names its product protein PERCC1. The coding region runs from base 312 to 995 and encodes 227 amino acids. The record is from RefSeq and is a predicted model, not a curated record. Lineage: Eukaryota; Metazoa; Chordata; Actinopteri; Syngnathiformes; Syngnathidae. The transcript has a single exon.
UCACCAAACGUCAACCAAAAGCUCUCCAGAAGCUGACUAGCAAGUCACUAGAAGGAGCUUGCCAGAAGUCCACCAGAAACUUGCCAGAAACACAGGAGAAGUUUUUCAAAAGUCCACCAGAAACUCAGCAGACAUUUACUAGAAGCGCAGGAGAAGCUCGCCGGAAGUCCACCAAAAGCUCUGACUUGGAAAUCACAAGAAGUGCUGCAGAAGCUCUGCAGAAGCGCAGGAGAGUCUCGCCAGAAGUCCACCAGGAACUCACCAGAAGCUCCGUAGAAACCCACCAGAGGCUCGUCUUCCAAGCAAGCAUCAUGGCGGCAGGCGUCAUGAGGAGCUUCCUGGUCCAGGCUCCGUCCCUCGACUGCUUGCCCAUCAUCUUCCAGCAUCCUCCAUCCAAGGAGGAAGAGCAGGAGGUGGGGAGGCUUGAGGAGAUGGAGAAUGAAGAGGAUGAAGACCUGGAGGAAGAAGAGGAGGAAUGUUUGGAAGAAGUUCCUCAUCACGCUUUGGACGUCACCAAGCAGCUGCUGAAGUUCGCCGACCUCAUCAGUCGAGACGUCCAGCGGUACUUCGGCCGUCGUCACGGCGACCAGGAGACGUGCGACAUCUACGACGACAGCGUGUCCGUCACCACCGGCGGCCGUCUGCGUUACUACGACGACCUGCUGAGACUGGCCGGGUCUGGAAGCCCAGAGGAGCGAGACGACACCUCUCCCAGGACUCACCAGGACCAGCGGGGCUCCGGUCUGGGCCCCCUGGCAGAGCUCUUUGAACACAAGGGUCCCAGUCAGGGCCCCCCCAUGAACAAGAGACGGCUGCCGCUCAGCUUCUGGACCCCGCCGGACCCCCCACAGGGUGACCACACGCACUUGCAGUACAGCCUGCUCACACACACCCUGGACCACUCUCCGCCCGACUUUAGCGACUUGUUGGCCCACUGGGACCCCAGCCUCGAACUCACUGGCGCUCUGACGCACGACACUAAUAUGGACCAUUGAACGCACCGUCCAUAGUAGGGCUGUGGCACUAUGGGAGUAUUUUCAUUAAAGGACAUCAUUUCUUCUAAAUCUUAAUUUUAUUUUUUUACUCUUACUGCUACUUUAGCAUUUUAAAAAUAAUAAUAAAUUGCACUCAGUUCAAUCUAAAAAUAUUGCAAAAAAAUAUUUGCAUUUCUAAAGGACAUCCAAAAAAUGCAAUCAAAUGGACAAAGAUGAAAAAAAAUGUUAAUUAAUCUUAAUUUUUACUUUUAUGAAAUUUGACUUUACAUGUUUUUUUUUAAUCCUUUAAACCAGGGGUGUCCAUAGUGUGGCCCGCGGUACAAAUUCUCAAAACAUAAUUCGACAAGAAAACUAGAAAAAAAAGCAAAAAUGGAAAAAUCAGCAGUAAUCUUACAAGAAUGAAGUCAUUAAUGUGAAGAGAAAAAGUUGUAAUAAAAGAAAAAGGCGUAGUUUUACGAGAAUAACGUAAAUAUAACGUUUUUUAUGUCACAGGUGAUAAUAUUGUGAGAAUAAAGUCCAAAUAUGAUGAAAAUAAAUAUAAUAUAAUAAAAUAAAUAAAUAAAUUGAGAGUCGUAUGGGAAUAAAGCCAUCAUAUUGCAGGAACAUUUACAACAAAAGUUGAGAUACUUGGAAAUUUAAAAAAAAAACAACAACAGCAUAAAUUAAAGAAUCAGUAGCAAUUUUACAAAAAUAAAGCCAAAAUAUUAAGGGACAAACGUAACGAGAAAAAACUUCCAGCUUUACAAGAAUAAGCUUGAAAUAUUGAAGAAUUGACUGAAGAAGUGACUUUAGUUGCACAAAGUAGAAAUAGUCAAGAAAAAUGCUUUUUAAAGGUUGUGGGAAAAGUUAUAAUAUGGGAAUAA